Messenger RNA from Galeopterus variegatus (Sunda flying lemur), 1754 nucleotides. It is a transcript of the gene SDSL, whose product is annotated as serine dehydratase-like. The transcript has 8 exons. Gene Ontology annotation, molecular function: L-serine ammonia-lyase activity; threonine deaminase activity. Bases 92 to 964 code for a protein of 290 amino acids. NCBI's taxonomy places the organism in Eukaryota, Metazoa, Chordata, Mammalia, Dermoptera, Cynocephalidae. The record is from RefSeq and is a predicted model, not a curated record. Gene Ontology annotation, biological process: L-serine catabolic process; L-threonine catabolic process.
GCUGGUGUCCAGGCAGACUGGUGGGCAGCAAGCCAGGGCUAAGCUGGUCUGAGAACUGUCCGGCAGAGAGUCUCUUUACGUGGUUGCUGAGAUGGAGGGAUCUCUGGUGGGGUGUGCCAAGGGCGAGCACUUCCACGUGGUCACGCCUCUGCUGGAGAGCUGGGCACUGUCCCAGGUGGCGGGCACAACUGUCUUCCUCAAAUGUGAGAAUGUGCAGCCAGCCGGCUCCUUCAAGAUCCGGGGCAUCGGGCAUUUCUGCCAGGAGAUGGCCAAGAGGGGAUGCAGACACCUGGUGUGCUCUUCAGGUGAUCCCACCCUUUUCUGCUUUGUCUGGGAUGAGGCCAAUCUGAGAGCACAAGAGUUGGCUAAGAGGGAUGGCUGGGUGAACGUCCCCCCGUUUGACCACCCCCUGAUAUGGGAAGGCCAUGCCAGCCUGGUGUGGGAGCUGAAGGCAGCACUGGGGACACCACCAGGUGCCCUGGUACUGGCAGUGGGAGGUGGGGGGCUUCUGGCCGGGGUGGUAGCUGGCCUCGUGGAAGUGGGCUGGCAGCACGUGCCCAUUGUCGCCAUGGAGACCCGCGGGGCACACUGUUUCAAUGCGGCCAUCGAGGCAGGCAGGCUGAUCACACUGCCGGGCAUCACCAGCGUGGCCAAGAGCCUGGGUGCCAAGACGGUGGCCGCGCGGGCCCUGGCAUGUAUGCAGGAGUGUGAGAUCCUCUCCGAGGUGGUGGAGGACAGUGAGGCUGUGAGUGCCAUGCAGCGGUUCUUGGAUGAUGAGCGUAUGUUAGUGGAGCCUGCCUGCGGGGCAGCCUUGGCCGCCAUCUACUCAGGCCUCCUGGGGAGGCUCCAGACUGAGGGCCGCCUGCGCCCUCCCCUGACGUCAGUCGUGGUCAUCGUGUGUGGAGGCAACAACAUUGACAGCCAAGAGCUGCAGGCUCUGAAAACCCAGCUGGGCCAGAACUGAGGGGUCCUGGCCUGGGAGGGCUGGCCGGGCUCUGGAGACCCCUGAGAGGCCCAUGAACACCCUUGUGGCUGGCUGAGCGGGGCCUCUGUGCUGGUGGAUGACGGUGGAAACUUCCCUGUGCUUCUGCGCUGGCCACCUCCAGCAGGAAGCCCUCCUGAAAUGCAGCCCCUGCAGCCCCAGCUAACAAACCCUUUCUGAGUUGACUUUGUCACUCCCACAGGUCCUGUCUUUUCACCUCCAUGAGCUCACAGGAAGCACAGGACAGUCCCGAAGGCAGUUCUUGACAAAGUGACUCCAAGUCACACAGCAUGGGCAACAAAGCCAAGGCUUGCGACUCAGGUGUCUAAAGGAAUCCAGCUAUGCUGAGCUCCUAAAAGGGCUUCCCUUACCUGGAGGAGCAGCUCAGGUGGACAGGCUGUCCCCUCCACCAGGCGCCUCCUUCUUUUCUCAAGAGCAGGACUUGAGAGCUGCUGUGAUCUCCCUCUGUGUCCCUGUGGCCUCGGUUGGUCUCAUUCUCUCUUCAACCCCAGACAUAGCCCUCGACUGCCAGGGACUACCCCUCUGGAAGCCACCAGGACCCAGCCCUAUCUCCCUGGAGUCACUUGUUCUGAGUUCCCCAGAGCUGGACUCAGCCAGACCUGAACCUGAACUCUGCUCCUACUUACUGGGCUGGUGACCUUGAGCAAAAGAGCAGCGCCUCAGUGUUCUCAUCUGUAAAAUGGGUUGUUUGAGGAUUGUUUCUGUGGACCCGACAUAUGUAGUCUUUCAAUAAAUGUUCUUUUUUACUUUC